Symbiodinium sp. CCMP2456 is the source of this 5919-nucleotide messenger RNA. The record is from the annotation of a GenBank genome assembly. NCBI's taxonomy places the organism in Eukaryota, Dinophyceae, Suessiales, Symbiodiniaceae.
AUGUUCGCAGCAGCUGCGUUGCCUUCGCGGUUCCAUGGCGCAGCGUUCCGCAGCCUUCUGCUCGCGGCGAUCAACGCCAACGAUGCCGAGAAGACCGCGAAGUUCGCGGCGGGCUUUUCUAAGCUGCUACCCGAUGGCUCCUGCUCGAUGACUACACAAGAAGAGCGAGACUCGGAGCCACUUCCACCGUCGGGUGCCGAAGUCCUGGGGCGCCUGCUCCAAGUGGAAGACUUGACCGAGUGGCUGGCAGCUUUGGAAGGUGGAGGGCCGCUGGGAGAGACACUGCAGCAUCGAUGCGCGGUGCAUGCUUCGAGACACUUCCGGGAAGUGGAAAGGGCCUUGUCGAAAGCAUUGUCAUCAUCACUUCCGGUUGAAGAUGCAGCAACGGUGAGACAGCAAGCGCUCCAAAGACUGGCGCGGUGCCCGGAGCCACUGCGGACGGAGCUUUGGCUUCGACGCUUGGAGGAAGGCGCCUCGCCGCAAUCCGAUGCCCUUGGUUGCGUCGAUCUGCGCAGCGGCCUGCUCGCCGCGGCGCGGCAGGGCCGGCCACGUGCGGCGCUGCGCUAUCUCCGCCGGCUCAUGGGGCCACUGCAGGCCCUUCGAGAGGAGCAGAGCACUGCCGGACUAUUGGACCAGAUCAGUCUGAUUUUCCUCGCGUGUGAGCGUGGCGGCGAAAGCAGUUUGGCGGAGCAAUGGCUUCAGCGUAUCCGAGCAGCAGGUCAUGCACCAACUGCAGAGCAUUUCUGGUACUCCAUGAAAGCUUUUGCCAAGAAGGGCUUGUCCAGGGAUGCAGAGAGAUGUUUCCGUGAAAUGCUCCGCUGCCGCCUGCAAGCAACUGAGAUGGAGUGCACAAUGAUGAUACGUGCUUCUGGGAAGCUGGGCGAUUCUCAACGUGCACUUGCUUGGCUGACGCGGAUGCACGCUGUUCAGUUGACUGUGGAUGUCUUUGCCUACAACGCUGUGCUCGGAGCAUACUCAAUGGAGGGAGAUUUCCGCUCUGCUUUGAAUCUGGUCAAGGCUAUGGAGUCUGGAAUUCUGCACAGCAUCAGGCCAGAUGCCGCCAGCUAUGCAGCAGCUGCCAAUGCUUGCACGUCCUCGGAGUCCCGACGAAGGCAUCACCUCGCGGAUCUUGCCGAGCAGCUGGUUGAGCGCAGCCGAUCCGCCAUGAUGGAGGUGGAUGGUGCCGUGUACCGAAGGCUCCUGCGGCACAGUGCAAGGCAAGGGGAUGCAGAGCGCGUGGGACGUUUGCUCAGCCGAAUGGCAGCCUUGUGCACAGAUCCCGGUCCUUCGGCCAUCCUGGAGGCCUUGUCAGCGUGCAGCACGGCACCCUUUCUGGGCUCAGCCGGCAACCUCCUCGAGAAGCAUCCCAGAGGAGCUCUCUUGUUGGCACGGCCUUUCGUGGAGCUUGGCGACUGGCGUCGGGUGCAGAGGCUUGGUCGAGACACUGAGACGGCUACGGCGAUGCAAGGCGACACGGUUUCUGUCUGGCCAAUGCUGCGACUGAUGGCCCUUGCUGAAGCCGUUCCGAGGAAACGGCAGAAAUGCCUCGAAGCCGCUGCAGACUUCCUGCUGGCGGGAGGGCAGUUGUCAGCCAAGGACGAUAAUCCUUGCUCCGCCGCAGCGGUGCUGCUGCGACGUGGCCUUGGUGGUCGUGCCGUUUCGCACAGGCACCGCAACGCAGCUGGACACAGCCCACUACGAAGCUUCAGGCAAAGCCAUCUUGGCUGUGCUAGCCGAGUGAGCGCUGCACUAGAUGCUGAAGAUCCGAAGCAGGCAGAAGUUUGGCUGCGCAGGUGGAUGCAAAUUGUUGCAUGCCUUCCUCGCCUUACAGAGGUCUCGACGGCGGACAGCACAGGACCCAGAAGACGGAGGAUAGUUUCAUGGAGGGACCACGAAGUCUCGCCGUUAAUGCGCCGACAGGAAGAUGUGAGACGGUCCAUGCAGGACAGAGGCAACACCGGCAAGCCAAGCCCCCAGCAGAGAUACCGGGAAUCUGCAGAGGAGCGCGGGUUGGCAGCAGCCGCCCGGCUUGCCGCAGCAGUCGCAGCUGCGACAAGCCAUCACCCCGCUCCAGCCGUGCAAGCACACGCAUCUGCGGAGAAUUUUCGACUUCGCCGUCACAGCACUGGAUGUCGAACGGCACCAGGACAGCCAACGCCGUCGGUGCGACAGGCAUGGACCGAUGACCGGCAGGAUGCCAAAGAGCGCCCUCGCGAGGGCCCUCAGCCGGAGAUGCGAGCGCGCGAAACUCGCCAGCCGCGCGUCGCGCCGGGCGAGGUCGCUCCACGUGUUGACACAUCCCCGCUGCGGCCACGCCUUGCACGUGCGCAAAGCGCGCGACGACCCACGAGACCUUCAGCUCCCGCACGGGCGCGCAGUGCCGACCCUCGCCGGCGUCAGGAAGGAGCCUUUGGCGGCUUUGUGCCCGAGCGAAGGGAGGAGGCAGAUCCGUCGCUCCUGGAGGACCUUGCGAAGGCAGAGAAGCCAAGGCCAUCCGGUCCAGUAGGCAUCCCAAGUCCCAGGCUCCAUGGGGCACAAGCCGCUGGGGCACGUCGCAGCACCGGGCAGAUCCUUACUGCCACGGUCGCAGCCGUGGCAUCACGCCGUGCGAGCACGGGCAGCAUGUCCAUCAUGGAUCAGCAGCCAACACCGUUCAGGAGUUUGAGCAGCAAAAUCUUCUCCGGAUCGUAUUCCGUGGCCAAGUUCUUGGGCCGAGGCGCAUCUGCCAGCGUUUGGGAGGCUGUACGGAGUGACAACGAGCAGCGAGUAGCUGUGAAGGUUUUCGACCAAGGGCAGCGGGACAAGCGCCAGGCCCAUCGAGAGAUGAAAGUGCUAUCGAGGGUGCGACACCCUCGUAUUGUGGAGGCCUUUGAGGUUAUCGAGACGCCGCGCUAUGCGCAGUUGGUGUGCGAGGCUGAGGCCUUUGACGACUUCGGAUUCCAGAUGUUAGAAGCAGUUCGGCACAGCGUGUCAGAGAGAACAAGUGUCGUCGUCGCUUCUGCCGCUGAGGGGGUGAAACGGGCACGUGAAAAGAUUGGUCGACCUGCCAACGCGAUCGAGUUUGAAGCGCAGCUCGAAAGUCGAGCCAAAUCGACUCGUACACUGGCCGGUAUUGUCGAGAUGCACAAGUCCUGGGUCCAGAGCAUCUCAGCAGGCAACAAGGAGGGGCCGCGGGUGGUGUCUGGGGACCACGAGCUUGGAUUCAAGGAAAUGUUCCUUCAGAGUCGCGCAUUGGAAUAUUCCAUGGAGGUCAUUGUUUCGGAGCCUUCAUUGCGAGAGCAAUACGUGGACCCGCCGAACCCAGACGACAAGACCUCCGCCAUCGCAUGCCUGUACGAGCUUUUCUCCAAAACUUUGGCGUUUCCAGCUUCUCAGUGGCAAGGCUUGAUACGAGUGGCAAUGACUGAAGGGUUGCCACGCGAGGAGCAAGCCACGUGGCUUACGACCGCCAUCACAGCGAUGAAAGCUGACUGGUGUCUUGUGGCAAGCACAUCGUUCGCGACCAGACAGGGAAAUUCCUGGGCGACACCGGGCCGGCUGCAAGGAUGCUUGUCCAUGUCGCUCCCACAGCGACCAUUGGCACAUCGUCAAGCAGAGACCGGCAAGGGCAGACCUGGAUGUCGUCAGACCAACGGUCCAGUCUUUGGAGGGCUGCUCGUGAGGAAGGCAUGUCUGUGUUUCAUCUUCCUUGUCUUAAGCACGAUGGGGCCGAUCCUCUUUGACUGGGUGAAACGCGGCAAUUCUGGGAGCUUUCCCUUCUCCGUGCCAGCGCUGGUUUUCAAUGCCUGGGCGAUUGAUGCUUUCGUAGGCUUUUGCUGGGCUGUGACCCAGGGCUCCAAGAGCGUUCAGCUCCUAUGGCGCCCGGAUAUGGUGUGGCGCUUCUUCAUUACCACCUCUUUAUUCGUGGCUGGUGACAUGCUCAGCUUCAUGUCGAUCGAGCACCUGGAUGUGGGCACUUUCAGCCUGGUUGGGAAGGCGCUGGCCAUCAUUUUGACAGUCCUCUUGUCCAGACUGGUUCUGAAGAAGGGCCAAAGCCUGCAGCAGUACUCCCUGGUGGCUGCCGUCGCAGUGGCGACAAUGUUUUUCUGCCAAUCCGAAGUCCAAGCACGCCAGGCAACCAACCUGGCCAAAGUCUUAAGGAGCCCAACGCAGGCUUCGAUGUCUUGGUACUUGGGCCUGGCUGAACGAUCCACUGCAGUCUUUCUCACAUCAUUUGCGGCCGUCUUGCAGGAGCAGCUGCUCACGAAUCGGCCCGGAAUUCCGUUUAUGGUCCAGCAAAGCUGGAUGAGCUUGGCUGCAAUGACUCUAAGCCUUCUCACUUUGAGGUUUGUGCAUGGCCUGCCUUUCUCGGCAUUGACGGAGGGCUUCGGGCACUGGCGAGUCCUUGUGCUUCUCUUCUCCUACGUCGCUAGCGGCCUCACCACUGCGCUGAUGGUGAAAAAACUGGGCGCCAUCGCCAAGUCUCUUUGCGUCCCGAUUUACCUGGGCUUCUGCUAUGCUUAUGCCGUCUACACUGGCUCUGCAUCGUUGACACUUCAGGUCCUGGCAGCCUGGACGGCGAGCACGGCCUGCAUCCUGCUCUACGCCAUUUCCAAGAUCAAGGCGCCUCAGAGCGAGGUCUUGAACGAGCGAGCAAAGCGAGCAGAGCAACCGACCCCCAGUGCGGCUUCGCCCAUGGAUCCAUCGCCGGAAAGCACCUCGCUAGAGCGCCAGCGCAGUGAGGAUCCGGCAAACACCUGUGAAACUGCCUUCGGGCGUGGCGUUGCCUUGCCCUUGACACCAUCAUCUGCAGAGACGGUCAACGACACAGAUGCGAGCGCAGACGGAUCUGAAUCUAAGCGUGAGAGUGAGGAGGUUCUCUACACGGAACGCAAGGAGUUGGCCUUGCGGGCGGAAUUCCUGAAACAGGAACUAAAGCAGCUGGAAGCCACUGAUGCUGAAGAGGCAACCAAGAAGCGUAUAGACACUUCUGCGCAAUUGUUGCGCACCUACGACGCGGUCCGUCAGAAUCUACAGACAUCGCAGGCCCAGAGGGAUGAGGUGAGGCAUCUUCGAGAACAAGAGCUGUUGGCUUUGCAGCAGCAGAUCCAGGCACGAAUGGUUGGUUUGCAAAGCUUCGCGGACAGUUGUACUUCUCAGCAAAGGGAUCUCGAGGGAGAGCUCAAUCAGUCGCAAGACAGUAUCAAGCUCCAGCUUCAGCACAUGGACGAGGUUCGGGCCGGCAUUGACAAGGAGAUUGAUGAACUGGAUGAAAGAAAGCGCCAGCUCAGGAUCGAGUUGGACACAGUCUCCCGCCAGCUGGAUGAGGCGCGAAUGAAGCAGAAACAGCACAUGGAAUCCUGCGAUCGGCAACGGGCUGAGUUCUACCACACGAAAGCCGCACUGAAGGAGAAGUUGGAUGCGGCAAACACGGAUGGCGCUGCCAAGGCCAAGGAGAAGGAGCUGCUGGACCAAACGAGGCAGCUGAUCGAAGAGACGAGCGUCGCUCUCCAGGCCACAGUCCGCGAGCAGACGGAAGAGUUAAAGCAGAAGCAGGCCGAGUUUCAGAGCCAUUUCAAGUUGCUCUUACUCGAUCACCUUCGUUACGCAGAGGGAAGAGCGAAGGACCUGCAAGCCGAGGCCCAGAAGGCCGUGGCAUCGCAGGACCCCGGCGCCAAAGAAGCAGCCCGGGCAGCAGCACAGGGAGCUGCAGAUGCGCUUGACGAGCUCUGCAAGGACAUUGAUUUUCUGGGCGACUCCAGUGUGAAGGCACAGCUUGAGAACCUGAGAGUCGCACACAGUGCCACCCUGGCCCUCCUCGGUGCGCCAGCCAGCGCGGCUUCCGCACCGGCCACCGCCACCGCCUCGUCCGCAGCGGCGGAGGCGCCCUAUCCGUCGCAGUCUGCAGCUCAGUCCUCGCAACAGGUGCCGAUCAUUUGA